Molecule: messenger RNA, 707 nt
Organism: Acyrthosiphon pisum (pea aphid)
Lineage: Eukaryota; Metazoa; Arthropoda; Insecta; Hemiptera; Aphididae
Product: neprilysin-21-like
Exons: 5
Biological process (GO): protein processing
Cellular component (GO): plasma membrane
Molecular function (GO): metalloendopeptidase activity
Source: RefSeq, a predicted model, not a curated record
AUGUGGGACAUAGAAUGGUCCAAUGGAUCUAGUGAAACGUUGAGAAUCCCGAUAAACUUGGAACGGAGUCUGUCCAUCGUCGCCGGUAGAAUGGUAUCCUUGUUCUUCGCCCUAACACUGACAAUGAUGUACUUGAACCAGAGCUGCAGUGCGAAGAGUCUUCCGUCGAUAUCACCUGAAAAAAAUGGUUUGGUUGCCAAUUCGUGGAGGUCGCUCCAGAAUAGUGAAGACGAAAAAGAUAACCUUAUUUGCCUGUCAACUGAUUGCGUGAAAGCUGCGGCUUCCUUAAUCAACAACAUGGAUGAAUCAGUAGAUCCAUGUGAUGAUUUCUAUCAGUUUGCGUGUGGUAAUUUUAUAAAAAACACAAUUCUCAAUGAUGGCGAAAAUGCACGAAACUCAUUCUUUGAGAUUGAUGAUGCGAUUAUACACCAGAAGCGAAUAAUUGUUACCAAACCCAUUCAACCUGAUGAACUGAGACCGUUCAAGAUGAUGAAAUUACUGUUUAAAUCGUGCAUGGACCAAGAAAAGUUAGGCUUGGGCCCGAUCAAGGAAAUGCUGAAAAGCAUUGGAGGAUGGCCGGUGCUGGAAGCCGAGAGAUGGAAUGAAUCAAAGUUCACGUGGAUGGACAGUAUGUACAAGUUGCAGGGAGUGGCUUACUUCAUCGAAUUAAUGGUUGCACCAGAUAAAAAUGUUAAAGAAAAUAUUCU